CUGUACGCCAGCUCCCUCGGCCAAUAACGCGAGAUGAGCGCCGCAACCCCAGAGUCGGUCACGACUGGACCUAAUGGUCCCUAACUGCCCCAGUGCAUCAGCCUGGCUCUGCAAGACACAGGGAAGAGGGAGAAUCCACCCCAGCGCCUAGCUGAAUGGAUUCGUCUGGUGCUACUGACUUGCAUCUAGUAAAUAGCUAAGUGUCUACUCAGAAGCGUUUAAAUUUCUGGUUGUUUUCUUUUGUUUUUGUUCUCUUGGGUGUGGGAUCAACGUUUAGUUAGCGCUGGGGACCUGUUUAAUUUCAGAAUAAUUGUAAAUAGUUGUUCUUAAUUAGUUUCUCCUGGGUUUUUUUUAAUUCAUUGCUUAGUUUGUGUUCUGUUUUGAAGGGGAGAGAGUCAGGGCUGACAAAAUGGCUGGGGCAGGUUACACAGGCGGGGGGGAUACACAGGCACACCUGAUAUCAGUGAUCACGGGUAGGAGGAGUAGAUACACUAAGACCAGACCACGUCAUUACCGAGGAGGCAGUUUUAGUCAUUGUUUGAAUACUAUCCCCGCCUCCGGGUCUGGUCUUGACUGUGAGGAUACUGGAAUCGGCAAGUGAGACCAACAUGACCUAAAGGUGUUGCUGUGCAAUGCCAGGCAAAUGAUUCACAACAUCGUUGUCAUCCACGACUUGAUCAUGGCUGCUUGUCUACCAGGGUUCUCUUACGCACAGCAGCCCAGGUUAUAUGGGCAGGGAGGAGGGUGCAGUGAUUUUUAGGAAGUCAUUAUCUUGGAAUACCCAGUUUUCUGAGUGCAUGUUCUGGAAGUUGGGCAAUAGGGGCAGUACAGGAUUCCUUUUGGGGUACCGACCUCCCUGCUGCACCAAGGAUUCCCUGCCCAAGCUGCUUCGGGUCAUGGCGGUUGUGCUCCUGGAGACACCUAGUUUGGUUGUCCUAGGGGCUUUUAACAUCCAUGCCGACAAGACCUUACAAGGGGCCGCUUAGGACUUCGUGGAAAACAUGGCCUCCAUGGGGCUGUCCCUGAAUAAGUUUGACCCAACUCAUAGCCGCGGACAUGUCUUAGACCUGGUGUUCACCUCUACGGAUGUUGGUGAUCUGACACUAAGUAAAAGAGAAAUUAAAGAAGUGCCAUGGUCAGAUCACUUCUUGGUGCAACUGGACUUCUCUGCGACCCUUUCCCUCUGCAGGGAGGUUGGACCAAUUUAGAUGGUCCGCCCCCGCCACUUAAUGGAUCGAGUUGGCUUCCAGAGAGUGGUAGGGGAUGUUUUAUCCCAUGUUGAUGGCCUUUCAGCUGAUUCCCUGGUGGCCCGCUGGAAUGUGGAGUUAACCAGAGUUAUUGACUGUCUGGCUCUGAAGCGCCCUCUCUGAUUGCAUGGAGCCUGGACAGCCCCGUGGUUUUCCCUGGGGCUGAGGGCGAUGAAACAAUCGCUGAGACGGCUAGAGCGCUGGUGGUGGAAAACACAUUCUGAAUUGGACUGGACACAGGUUUGAGCUCAAUAUCGAGCCUACCAAGUGGCAAUAGCGAUGGCGAAGAAGACCUUCCUCACUGCCUCUAUUGCAUCUGCAGUAAACAGCAGCAGGAGACCCUUUCAGGUGGUUCGCAAUCUAAUGGAGCCACCUUCGCCAUCAGGCCCGGUAAGGAACUCAAGCCCCAAGAUAUGUAGUGAUUUUGCAAAGUUUUUUUUACAAAUGAAGUGGCUCAGAUUUGGAAAGAGGUAGACUCCGCCAUGGGAACAGGGCCGGGGCAGGAGAGUGCUAGAGUCCUGUCUAGUCAAGUUGCAUGGGAUCAAUUGCAAUCUGUUACCUCUGAGGAUGUGGACAAAUUGCUUAGACCAGUGAAACCAACCGUCUCCUUGAUCCUUGCCCAUCCUGUCUCAUAAAUGCGUGCCGGGAAGGGCUGGGUGAUGGGCUCUGCGGUGUGGUGAAUGCUUUCCUCUGUGAGAGAGCCUUGCAAGACGCUGAAAGAGGUGGUUAUUAAACCGCUUCUGAAAAGAAAUAUUUGGACCCGGCCAAUAUGACCAACUAUCGCCCGGUCUCAAAUCUCCCAUUCUUGGGCAAGUUGAUUAAGUACCCAUCUGGCUGGACAACUCCAAGCGCACCUGGUGGAUGCGGACCAUUUGGAUCACUUCCAAUCAGGAUUCAGGCCUCAUCAUGGGAUUGAAUCUGCCUUGGUCACACUGGUCGAUGAUCUCCGGUGGGCUAGGGACAAAGAGCCUGCAGUGUCUGAACUCCGCAGGAAGGAUGAAAGAGGCUGAUCCUACAAACCUAGUGAGGAUGGAAGGAGGAAGAUGGACAGUUGACCUGGUCAGGUUGUCCCCCACAACCUUUGGAUGUUCCCUCCCAGGACCCUCAGAGAGAUCUGGAAAUGUUUGGGGGAUCCUGAGUGAAGGCGAAACAUCAGAAGUGCAACGUGAAAGAGUGGAGGAGCAACGGAAACUGUGGGUUCAAGUUGGAAGCAACAGAAAAGAGGGGACCCAAAUGCAGGAGUUGGGGAAGGGAUCCAGUCCUUCUAUGGUUAAUGAAAAUCAAAUUCACAGAGAGAAGUAUGAAUGUACUGAGUGUGGAAAGAGAUUCCCUUAUCGCUCAACGCUUACUACACAUCAAAGAGUGCACAUGGGUGAAAAACCAUAUACAUGCUGGGAGUGUGGGGAAAGCUUCAGUCGGAAAAAAUACCUUAUUCUGCAUCGAAGAACUCAUACAGGCGAGAAACCUCAUAAAUGCUGGGAGUGUGGAAAGGGUUUUAAUCACAGUGGCUCUCUUACUUUGCAUCAAAGAACUCAUACAGGCGAGAAACCUUAUAAAUGCUGGGAGUGUGGAAAGAACUUCCGUGAUAGUGGCUCCCUUAAUAUUCAUCACGCAACCCAUACAGGGCACAAACCGUAUGAAUGCUUGAAGUGUGGAAAGUGUUUCCGUCAGAACCGCACCCUCACUACACAUAAAAGAAUCCAUACAGGGGACAAGCCAUAUGAAUGCUUGAAGUGUGGAAAGUGUUUCCGUCAGGACAGCAGCCUCAUUAGACAUAAAAGAACUUAUACAGGGGACAAGCUGUGUGGAAAGAGGAGCAUCCUCACUGGUGAAAAACCUUACAAAUGUUUGGACUGCGGGGAGGGCUUCAGGCACAAAGGCACCCUCACAAAGCAUCAAAGAAUUCAUACGGGGGACAAACCUUAUGAGUGUUUGGAGUGUGGAAAGAGCUUCAGUCGCAAAGACUCCCUUACCUCGCACCAAAGAAGUCACACAGGAGAAAAGCCUUAUAAAUGCUGGGAAUGUGACAAGAGCUUCCGUUGGAGUGGCUCCCUCACAACGCAUCAAAGAACUCAUUCAGGGGAAAAGCCAUAUACAUGUUUUGAAUGUGGAAAGAGCUUCCGUGAGAGUGGUUCCCUUACUCGGCAUCAAAGAACUCAUUCAGGGGAAAAGCCUUAUACAUGUUUUGAAUGUGGAAAGAGCUUCAGUCAGAGUUGUCACCUUAUUGAUCAUCAAAGAACUCAUAUGGAGAAGACUCCUCAUAAAUGCUUUGAGUGCGACAAGAGUUUUUGUCACAUUAGCUCCCUAACUAAGCAUCAAAGAACUCAUAGGGAAACAUCUUAGAAGGGACAAAAAAAAUAAUC
Zootoca vivipara (common lizard) is the source of this 3610-nucleotide messenger RNA. NCBI's taxonomy places the organism in Eukaryota, Metazoa, Chordata, Lepidosauria, Squamata, Lacertidae. The record is from RefSeq and is a predicted model, not a curated record.